Rhinolophus ferrumequinum (greater horseshoe bat) is the source of this 3306-nucleotide messenger RNA. RefSeq names its product osteocrin (gene OSTN). Gene Ontology annotation, biological process: hormone-mediated signaling pathway. The record is from RefSeq and is a predicted model, not a curated record. Gene Ontology annotation, molecular function: signaling receptor binding. Lineage: Eukaryota; Metazoa; Chordata; Mammalia; Chiroptera; Rhinolophidae. Bases 124 to 522 code for a protein of 132 amino acids. The transcript is spliced from 6 exons.
CAAUCAUAGAACUUUUCUAAGGAGAGCUUCCCGUAGAUAAGAAUUCAAGUCUCCUCUUUGUGACACAGUUUUAUAUCAAGAAACUUGUAAUAAUUCAAGGAUCUAAGCACAAAUUAAUGUUUGAUGCUGGACUGGAGAUUAGCAAGUGCACAUUUGAUCCUGGCUGUGACGUUGAUGUUGUGGAGCUCAGGCAAAGUGCUCUCAGUGGAUGCAGCCACAGAGGUUUUUGAUUCUGAAGUCAGAGAUGUGCAGUCACCACCCACAGCCAGGGAAGAAAAAUCAGCCACUGAUCUGGCAGCAAAACUCAUGCUUCUUGAUGAACUUGUAUCUCUGGAGAAUGAUGUGAUUGAAACAAAGAAGAAAAGGAGCUUCUCUGGUUUUGGUUCUCCCCUAGACAGACUCUCCGCUGGCUCUGUAGAUCACAAAGGUAAACAGAGGAAAGCUGCAGAUCAUCCAAAAAGGCGAUUUGGUACCCCUGUGGAUCGGAUUGGUGGCAACCGGUUUUCAAAUUCCAGAGGCUAAUUGAUUCCAAUUACGUGAGUUCCUUGGGUGAAAUGUCACAGAAACACGGACGAUGCUUCAGUGAAGUUCUUCACACUCCUUAAUGAUUAAACUUUUAAGGAACUGGCCUUCUGUAAAUCCUUUCCAAAGCUUGAACUUUGGUCCAUCAUCACAGUAUUGUUACAGCUUCAAGUAAAUUAUGCAGAUCAUUUCAGUGCGUGGAUAUUUUGUAAAUAUAUAGUUUAGAUAUUUAGGAAUGUGGUUCCUUGGCCCCAAACCUUACUUUUCUAAGAAACAAUCAAAAAACACAGCGUAGUGAAAUGCCUUCUUUAUGAAUUUACCAUUUGCAUUUAUGCAGUUGAAGUAUAACUGAAGACUGAUUCAUUUCUUUAAAACUUAGUUACCAUCUGUUUAUUCAUUAUUGGGGAACAAGGAAGACAAUGCUGUGUAUUUUCUCCUGAAUGCUUUCACUUCUCUCUUAUCCUUUGUGGGCCUCUUGGGUAAUGAUUAUGAAAUUAGACUUCUCUUAUUAGAUUCAAAUUUCAGUCAGUUUCAACGAAAUGAAACACAGCCCCAGUUUUAGAAAUAAGAGGGUAAAAAAGAUCUCUGAGCAAGGAAAAAUGUAAUUAAGUCUAUAAAUUUUAGUCUCCCAAAGAACUGAGAUAAUACCAGGAGUUAAGAGAAUAUUGACUUAGAAUUAAGAAGUGAAGGAUACUACUCAUUUGUCAAGCUUGGAUAUCCCAUGUUCCCUAAUAACUUUCCAUUUCUCUAAGUUACAACUGAUAGUUAAUUCAGAGCAGCACUGGCUGGUUAUGAGAAGAACAACUCCUUAUAACAAUACACAGAAGUAAAAUGAAAGUGCGUAUAGGGAAGUAAAAAAAUCAUCAAGUAGUAGACCAUGACAGCAGUCUGGGCCAGUUAAAUACACAUAGUUUUAGCACAGUAAAUUUCAACAUAGUACAAUAAGCAGACAUUUAGAUAAUACUGACUCACCUAAGAAACUGUUUAAUCUGUUUCAUAUACUGUGUUUAAUGAGACAUUAAAGAGUGUAAUGUGUUUGAGAAUGAUUUCUUUAAAAUGAUUCGAAUCACUUUUAGUUGAUCUAUCAAAGCAUAAGUUUUGAUAUUCUGGAAGACUCAGUUCUUAGCAAUAAUUGUGAUGUUACUGUAAUUGAAGCAUUGUGUAUUAAAUAUGGGUUUCAAAACACAAAGAUAACUUAUUCCUCGGACCAGAAAUUUAACAUAAGUUAGAAGUUUAUAAAUUCUCUGGGGAACAUUUCAUUAAACACUAAUCACUGUCAAAUAGACCUGAUAGUUGGGAGGAAAAAAGUUUGGCCAGGAGAACAGAGUUUUAUUUUAGCAUAAAAAUGAAGAGUGUUAAACGAAGAUAUAUUCAUGUUAGAAGAACUGGAGAGAAAAGGAUAGUUGUUAAUCUUAACUAAGAAUGAAUAAAUGUACAAUUGAAAAAAUAAAAUAAACUCAGAGAAACAUAAAAAUGAACAUACGAGUAUGUAUGUACUCAGAAUACAGAGUAGUUUUAUAUAUAACUUCUUAGUUUAAACUUAGUUUAAACUUAUAUAUAACUUUUAGUUUAAAAAUUUUCCAACUACUGGAAAUCUUUAAAUUUAAGUUUAGGAAAAAACAGUAAAUGAAUGAUUCUUUUCAUUGUGAUAGAGAAAAAUGAAUUUUGAGAAAGCUUGCUAAUUUUGUUUUUUAUAAACUUAACAUUAGAAAGUUAGCAGUGAUACAUGGGCAAAGAUGCUGCAAGACUCACUAUUUGAAAGAAUUAUUUAAAAAGAAGUUAUAAUUUCUUUUGCCCACAUUCCCCUAACCUCCUGAUGAAUUAUAGAAAUGUGUCCUGUUAUUUGGAAGUGCUUUUUUCCUGUUUCUCCCAUUUGAAUAUUUGUAAGCUUCUAAUCCAACUAGGGGCUGCUGCUUCACACUUGGACAAAAGGUAUUCAAACUUACUUUAUCCUAAAAUUUUCUCAUGGUGAAGAUUUGAGUUGGAUUGAACAAAUUGAUUUCCUAUCUGCUUUAUUUUUUUAAUUCAUAAUUAUGCUUAUGGCAACCAAUUUAAUUAAAGAGGUCACAAUGUAUUGAUUUAUACUCUAGUGUGUAAUGCAUUUGUCUCAUAAUAUAAUAUAUACACAAGACUUCUAUGAAGAAAAAAAGUGUUUUCUCCAUUUGUAACUAUUUUAUUUCAUAUUUUAAUUUUUACCACUUUACACAGAGUAGAAAAUAAGUCAGCAGUAUACUAGUUUAAAAUAGGGCAUUCUUUUAACAUAGCAGGAAAUUAAGAUAUAAUUUCUGUUAAGAAUAUGAUGAGUCAUCUCAUUUAUUUGUCCGAUGUACUGUAUAUUAAGAAUCCAGCUAUAUUUCAUUGAGAUAUGAAUGGGACCUUGAAGGGACCUUUCAUUUAGUUUCACAGAAAUACAUCACUUCUCCCGUCACUCCCCCACCCCCAUCCCCGCCCUUUCGUUCCUGUGUGAAACUUCACAGAACAAAUUGUGAAUAUGGAUUUCUGGGUUCUGGCAUCAAUUACAUAACCAAUUUUUUAAAGACAGGAUGUUAAUUCCUGGUUUACAUUGACUUAAGAUUUACUCACACUAUAAAAAGUCUAGCAAAUUCUACCUUUAAUCUACAGAUUGCUUUAGGGAAUUAAAUUUCUUAAAGCAAUUUAUUAAGAGAUAAUUUAAUGAGUUCUAAAAGGAAGAAGUGUCAAAAGCUUUUUAAAGUGACAGUACCCCUGCAGGUUCAAAGUGCUUGAAUAUUGUUCAAUUGCUCUGAAGUUAAUAAACAUGAGAUG